Messenger RNA from Cygnus atratus (black swan), 8482 nucleotides. RefSeq names its product kinesin family member 14 (gene KIF14). The transcript has 31 exons. Gene Ontology annotation, biological process: microtubule-based movement. Lineage: Eukaryota; Metazoa; Chordata; Aves; Anseriformes; Anatidae. Bases 265 to 5220 code for a protein of 1651 amino acids. Gene Ontology annotation, molecular function: microtubule binding; ATP binding; microtubule motor activity. The record is from RefSeq and is a predicted model, not a curated record.
AUUCAAACGGGGCCGAGGCGAGCGCGGGCGGCGGCCGGUGCGCGUUUGGAUUGAAGUGCCAGAAAGCAUUGGAACGAUUCCUGGUUUCUACCCGUGCUUAUUUACGGACCGCUGGCGGUAACGACAAAGCGGCUGCAGAGCUGGGCACCGCAGCCGUGGCUUCCUGUGGCACGGGGGUUCAGUGAGAAGGAGCAAUGAGAUAUAAUCUUCUGGGAAAGCUGUUGUAUUUGUUAUAAUCCUAAUGUUAACUUGCUUGAAGACAAAAUGCCUAUUUACACGGUUCCUGCAAGAAAUCACUCAGAGGCACAAUGUACUACAGCUUUUCAGAAGAUUUCUUCACAAAAUGCUCUUACCAGCAGCAAAAUGUCUGGGCAGCAGCUGACAUCACAGAUGUCAGGAAAAGAAAAAGAUGGUCUUCUUUCAUCAUCUCAGAAUAAGACUGAGGAAGUAAAUAGGACCUAUGUGAUUUCAGCCUGUAAUAAUGCAGAUGACGCAUCAAUUACAUUGAAGUCUCAGGACAGAUUAACGCUCCAGAGGAGAACUAGAGUAAGCAAAAAAUCGGUAUCCAGUAGUGAACAAUUGGAUAACAACAUAAUACAGAGCAUAGAAAAUACACAAACGGGCAAAAGGCUUACUCUACAGAGGCGUGUGAAGACUGGCUCUGUGGAGAAGAGUAAAAUUAAUUGGAAUGCUGUGCCUGGAAUAGAUAAUAAUGACUUUGCUGCAGAAAGAAAUAACAAGACUCCGCUUCGACCAAAUAUUAGUAAUAAUGAUACUUGUUAUGUUAAUCCAAGCUGUAAGUUAGCUGAGGGUCAGUCAAAUACGAAGAUGCAUUUUAACCUGAAUGGCAAAGACUUGUUUGGCAAUGUUGAAAACGACAAGUGCACCCAUGUAAAACGUAAGACAAGCACUGCUGACUCAAAACUUCAAAACGAAGCUCAUAUAUCAGAGCAAUUAAUUACCUCAAAGAAUAUAAAUAGGAUAUCAGGAGAACAACUGAAUGAAAAAGGUGACGUAAAUAAGCUAGAAGGAAAGCAAAGGUUACAACGCUUAAUGAUAAAGCAUAACAGUUUGGAAAGGCCAAGGACACCAACAAAAGGUUCAACAGAAGGAUUUAAGCUUACACCAAAGAACAGCACAUUUCAGGAUCAGUCAUCUCUAUCGGCUUCAAAUAAACGAACACUUCAUCCUCCAGUGGUGUCAAAAAGGAAAACCAGUGUCUCUAGGUCUCCUCCUGUGAGUAGAAGUGCAAAAGCAAAAGAGAAUGUAGAAAUGCUAGCUGAGAACAGUAGCACUGAGAAAGAUGUUUUCAAAGUGGAAAACAGCAAAGUGACUGUAGCUGUGCGUGUACGGCCUUUCAGUAACAGAGAGAAAAAUGAAAACUCACUUCCUGUAGUCUCCAUGAGUGGCUCAGAGACAGCUGUACGAAAUCCAAGCACAAACCAAGUUUACAACUUCAGUUAUGACUUCUCUUUCUGGUCUUUUGACAAGUGUCAUCCUAAUUUUGCAAGCCAAGCAAUGAUUUAUAAAACUUUGGCACUGCCGCUCCUAGAAAGAGCUUUUGAGGGAUAUAACACUUGUCUUUUUGCUUAUGGGCAAACUGGUUCUGGAAAAUCAUACACGAUGAUGGGGUUUGAUGAAGACCGAGGGAUAAUUCCAAGACUCUGUGAAGAUCUUUUCACUCAAAUAGCACAAAUGGACAAACAACAGGUCUUGUAUCAUCUUGAAAUGAGCUAUUUUGAAGUUUACAAUGAGAAAAUUCAUGAUUUGCUUGUCUUCAAAGCUGAAAGCAGACAGAAGAAACAACCACUCCGUGUAAGAGAACACCCGGUGUUAGGACCGUAUGUGGAAGACCUAACAGUGAAUGUUGUCAGUUCUUACUCUGAUAUCCAGAGUUGGCUUGAACUAGGGAACAAGCAGAGAGCGACAGCUGCUACAGUAAUGAAUGACAAGAGUUCUAGAUCUCAUUCUGUCUUCACCCUCGUCAUGACACAAACCAAGGUAGAAUCUGUGGAUGAAGAGCAACGUGACCGUAGUCUUACAAGUCACAUAAAUCUAAUUGAUUUAGCUGGCAGUGAAUGCUGCUCUGCAGCUCAGACCACUGGAGAAAGGCUGAAGGAGGGUGUGAGUAUUAAUAAAUCACUUUUAACCCUUGGAAAGGUUAUUUCUGCACUCUCAAAGCAGUCUCGAAAUGGAAAGAAAACUUUCAUUCCUUACCGGGAAUCUGUCCUUACUUGGUUAUUGAAGGAAAGUCUUGGUGGAAAUUCACAAACUGCUAUGAUUGCCACAAUAAGUCCAGCUGCCAGCAGCACAGAAGAAACUCUCAGCACUCUUCGCUAUGCAAAACAAGCUUGUUCAAUUAUCAACAUUGCUAAAGUAAAUGAAGAUGUGAAUGCCAAGCUAAUCAGAGAAUUGAAAGCUGAAAUUGAAAAACUGAAGGCAGCUCAGAAAAGUGCUCAGAACACUGAUCCUGAAAAAUACAGGCGUUAUUUGCAGGAAAUAACGUGUCUGAGGGUGAAAUUGCAUCAGCAGGAGAGGGACAUAGCAGAAAUGCAAAGGGCCUGGAAAGAAAAACUUGAGCAAGCAGAAAAGAGGAAAUUAGAAGAUAUAAAGGAAUUGCAGAAAGCAGGAAUUGCAUUCAAAAUGGACAAUCACUUACCAAACCUUGUUAAUCUCAAUGAAGAUCCCCAACUUUCUGAGGUGCUGUUGUAUAUGAUCAAAGAAGGAGAAACUACAGUUGGAAGGUAUACACCGAAUUCAAAACAUGAUAUCCAGCUUUCUGGAGUGCUAAUUGCUGAUGACCAUUGUGUUAUAAAAAAUAACGUUGGCCAAGUUAGUAUUAUUCCACUGAGAGAAGCAAAGACAUAUGUAAAUGGGAAAUGCAUUUUAGAGCCGACAGUUCUGCAUCAUGGUGAUCGAGUGAUCCUUGGGGGAGACCAUUAUUUCAGGUUUAAUCAUCCGGUAGAGGUUCAGAAAGUUAAAAAGCCAUCUUGUGGGACUACGCUUUUGCAUGACGGUCCUAAAGAUUUUGAAUUUGCAAAGAAUGAGCUGCUUAUUGCACAGAAAACUCAGCUUGAAUCAGAAAUUGAAGAGGCACGACUUAAAGCCAAGGAAGAAAUGAUGCAAAGUGUCCAAAUAGCAAAAGAGAUGGUUCAGCAAGAACUGACUUCGCAAAAAGAAGCUUAUGAAAGCAAAAUAAAAUCACUGGAAGCAGAGGUGAGAGAAGAAUCUCGUAAGAAGCAAAUGCAAGAACUGAAUAACCAAAAGGCUGCAACUAAAAUACAGGAGCUAGAGAAGGCAAAGCAAAAUCUUGAGCUACAACUACACUUCAACAAGAAGCGUUUGGAAAUGGAGACCUUAGCUACCAAGCAGGCUCUGGAAGAUCAUAGUAUUCAUCAUGCAAAGAUACUUCAAGCUCUGGAAGCUGAGAAACAGAAGAUUGCUGAAGAAAUACAAACCCUUCAGAAGAACCGUGGAAGUGGGAAUAAAACUAUGACUAUUCCUCUUAACUGGAAUUCUUUGAAGUUAUCUGUGAUGAUCAAAGAGGCCAACACCAUUAGUAAUGAACUAGGGAAAAACACUGUUUUCUGCAGGCAUGACAAAAUGGAUGAUAAAACAGGAACAGUAUCUUCUGUUCAAGUGCAGGUUCGUAACAUCAAACUGGGGAUAGCAACUUUCUGGAGCCUGGAGAAGUUUGAAUGCAAACUAGCAGCAAUGAAAGAACUCUAUGAGAGUAAUGAUAACAAUAAAGCUGCUGAUGUAUUUUAUGACCCUGCUGAUGAGUGGGAACCUGACCUUUCAGAUGCCUCAGUAUCCUCUCUUUCCAGGAGAAGAAGUAGAAGUUUCAUGAAGAACAAGAGAAUUUCUGGAUGUUUGUCUGGUAUAAAAUUGCAACCAAUCCAGAAUACACAAACUUCCUAUAUUUCAGGUUCACAGAGUAAAUCCAGCAUAUGCCCAAACUUCUCUGAAUCACUUCUUCCUGGAAUUUGCAAAGAAUCUAUAAGUUCAGCUUUAGAUUUACUGGAACAGAAUCAUGAAGGAAGAAAGAGCAUAGCAGAUCAUCUACUAAGGAAUUUGUUUACCAUUUUCUCUGGAGUUUCUGCCAUUUCAAAAGCCUAUGAACAGCAAGAUGAAGAAUGUCAGAAAAAUUUUUUCUCUACUGAUCAUGCUGCUCAGUCCUACAGCAUCAAAAUUACCUCUGCUUUUGACCAGCUUGUGGUUCUAGUCAAGGUUUGGCUUAACCAUGUGCAAAAGUGCCCUGGCUCUGUGAAGACUGAUGAAGAAUUAAAACAGGAAGUAAAGAACCUGGGAGGUUAUUUACAGUUACUGUUACAGGGAUGUUCUUCAGAUAUUUCCUCAAUGGUAGCAGAAGCACAGAGCAAAGUGAACGAAGCAGUAAAACAAACAAUUAAAUGCAUAGGACACUUGGCAGUAUUCACAAGAACUGAUAUUUCCAUUUUUGAAGAGAACGACAUUCCUGCAACUAGUCUACAGGACUUCGUACUUGCUGUUUAUGAUGGAGUAGGCUUGGGGCUGGACUUUCUUAUGGAUACAGUACAGGAAAAAGCAAGAAUGGUGCAGAAAGAACUAUUAAAACUACACCCACAAAAUGAGAUUCAAAAUCGAAUAAAGGAUGAUGCUGUGGCAUUAGCCAGGUUCCUUGAAAAUAACAUUUCUUCUUGCAGAAAGAAAGAAGUAGAAUCUCAAGUACCAGAAGAAGAUUAUGUGUAUCAGGAAAUCAAGAGAAGUACUAAAAUUGCUGUGAAAUAUUUGGAAUUGGAGCAGUGCUUAGCUGAAGUCUAUCAGAUUGUUUCUUCUACGUUACAAGGGUCAUUCAGAAACACAAGCCCUCUCAGGAGCUUUGCAGGAGAGAUUUGUAUCAUAGCUGGAUAUUUGUACAAUCAUUUCAGUUUAUUUGCUUUGUCUUCUACUUCUACAAACAAUGCUAUCCAGAGAACACCCGUGCCAUUUAUGAACUUGGAUGAAUUGGACUCUCUGGUUGAUUCCCUUAUUGUGAAUUUUGAACUUGAACAAGGGCAGCAAAAUCUGAAAUCUCAGCCUCUUUGUAAUGAAACUACUGAGACUCAAGGAAGACAAAUUGAAACAGGUGAAGAUGAAUUUGCUUGGAAACUGGAGGGGAUUCCAAAACACAUGUAUAAACUCCAGUCAUCGCUUACAUUUUCAGGGGAGCUCUCACCUGGCAGGAUACAGUGGGUAUAAAAUACUACUAUCAAGAAUUCAGGGAAACUUUCCUUUUACAUGAAGGGAAAGUAAUAUAUCACAAGAAGAUAAUACUAGUUGCUAAUAUCGAUUUUUAAGUGGUAUGAAAGUAAACAAACAGGAUUGUGUGAUAAGUACCCAGAAUUUCACAGGAAAAAAUUUCUUAAGAUGCUGUUAGGUUGUAAAAUAUACCGUCUUCUUUUAAUAAAAGUCUAGUAUCAACUACUCUUAUAAGAAAUAAUUUAACAAUAAGUUAAGAAACAAACUAUUGGAGAUGAUAUGACACUGAUACUAAAACUGUUUGGGGGGGUAGGGAAGCAAUGCAAACACUUGCUGGGACAUUUGCAUCUCUUUGUUUUAGGCCUGUCCUAGGUGCCUUAAGUUAAGAGAGAGGGCUUUUGUGUAGCAGUGAAAGGUAGAUGAUACGGGUACCAAUUCUUUUUUCUUAACAUUGUUGCUUCACCUCUGCUGUGUUAUGGUCUAGUAGGGCUAGUAAAUUGGUUUUUAUGGCUUUCAUUUUUUGAAAUGUCUUUUUUUUUAAAGUAUUUAUUUAUGUAAAGGGGAGAGAUGGUUUAAAAACAAACAGAAAAAAAAAAACCUUUAUAACUUUAACUGAUAAAUGCUUAUCUCUAGUGGUUUUGUAGUCCAUUGAAAAAUCUUGGCCUGAAGCAGCAGUGAUAAUGCUCUUCAACUCAAUCUAAAGUAAGUUCAUGUGGUGUGGUGUUGGUAGAGGUUAUCUUUGAUUGCUCAAAUUGCUUUCAGUAUUAAUUCACAGUGUAUCAGAAGCAUAGCUCUUCCUAAAUAAUAUGCCAGUCAUCCCAUGAUGCUGUGGAGAGUUGCACUGCUAAACAAUCUACAAGUAAAACUAGAAUGUAUGUAUUACAGAUGUAGGGCUGGAUGGGGUUCAAGUUCCACACUUUCAAGGUAAAAAAUGAGGCAAAGAUGGAAAAUAUCAUAACUAAAUCUACACACAUCUCUAAACAUCCUUCAAAGAUAUUCUGCAAAUCUAGAUGACUCUGUACUCUGGAAUUAUAACAAAACUCCCAGUGAUAAAUGCAGACAAGAUUCAUUCAUGUCACUGAUGGUGGAAUUUAAGUUUGAGAGAACGUUGUGCUCGACUGCUUCCAUGUCACCUGUUUGAUUAGCUUACCAUUCUGCCUCCAGAAGUUAAUUGUGCUAUGGCCUAGGCUUAACUGUGCUACUCUUGGAGCUAUUUACAAGAUUAUUGCUGUAUGUUAUUCAAUAUUACUUCAUGUUCCUUUGUUACUUGUACUGGGCUGUGAUUUGGUGAAAGGAUAGGGAGCAGAUCUUUGUCUUUGCCUUUUGUGGAUUGUUUCCUAUGCUUUUUGCUUUUAGAAUGACAGCAGCAUUACAAGUGGACCUACGCUAGGCUAAAACAACGACUUAGUCAAUCAACUACUUCCUCGUGCUUUUUACUGUGGGCAUAGUUUAUCAUGUACUUUAGCUGAAGCCAGUGAAAGCUAACUGCAAGGAUGAAAAUGUUUUUAGAAUAUUUAUUCCUUAAUAUUGGGUUCUAGGAGGCCUGGACCUCACACAUCUUGCUCAUAAUCGUGCUGAGAAAAUUGGGAGCUGACACCUAAAUGUUUUCUUUGUUUAUUUCAAAGCUUCUGAGCCAGAUAUUCAUAGCUAUCAUCUUUCCUUCUGAGAGAAGAGGCACAACAUCUUGAGAGUUUCAGUCUGUGAGAACAGUUCAGGCUGUUAGAACCAUUUUCUACAAAUGGACUACAUUGAAGAGAGUCAGUCAUUGUUUUUCUUUGAUAACUUUCAUAGUAGUAAUCAAUGCUGUCAUUCAGUGGUUUUGUGCUUAUCUGCCUUGAAGGAAAUGUGGAAAGGUAAUUAUGCUGUUAUGAUAGUUAUCCAUAACCCAUGUAUCUUUUUCUGAAGACUAGUAUACCUUAAUAUUUUGUCCAAAAAUGUCUUGCAGUGCAGUUCUAACAUGAAAAUUAAUUGACACUUUUUGUUGUAUCUGCUAAUGUCUAUCUCACAUGAGGUGCAACGUUGCUUAGUUGCUUUCUUACUUUAAAGGCCUUUACAAGUCUGUUCUGAGGUUAACAAAGUCUAUUCAGUUAUUCAGAUUUUUAUGCUUUUAAGCGUGAAUACUAUCCUGGUAUAUUUGUACUUCUGUAAACGUACAAUUUUGUAUUUGAAAGUUUUAAAAACGUUUGUGGUUCUUCUGAAUCGUGUAUCUAAGUGCAAGCAUUGUGAAACUAAAUCAUGUAACUGAUCACCAGUUUUUAAAACUUGUGUAAAAACUUGUACAACAACAUGUGUAAGUUCCUUGUCAGUUUUCUUCUGUUUACAGUUGCUUUUGAGACCUUCCUUUGCUGGUGUAGUAUUGCUAUGUAACAUUCCGAAAUACUAAUAAGAGGUAUUUUCUAUAGCACUCAAGUGAAACCAGAAGAUUGACUACUUUAAGUUUCUCUCUCUUCUAAUAAGACAUAUAACAGCACACCUUUAGAUGCUGAAUACUUGUGACUUAAUCUACACGUUUUAAGGUCACAAUACUCCAUUCUUUUCCCAUUUGUUAAUACCGCAGUGUUAUGCCAAGUUUCAGUUGCAAAGUUAUUCAAGUGUGUUACUUGCUGACAUUCCACCUGCUAGAUGAUUAAUCAUGUUUGCAUUUUUUGUACUUAAUGAGAAGCACUGAUGAGAAAGAAUCUUGUUUGUUACAGUUCUGUGUAUUACUAUUCGAAUUUGUUUACUUAUUUUUUAAAGUGAAGAACAAGGUCAUCACAACUCGGAGCUCACGCUGACUUUCAGUUUUUAGCCUUUAUGAAAACCAUGAGAAAAACACCAUGCAAACAAGUCAGUUUCUGAUAGAGUUUUAACUGAGGUAGCAGAAGGUUGAUGGGCAACUUCAAUCCCAUCACAUCUGGCUUUUGAAUGAUGAGUGAAAAUGUUGCCAAUAGCUUCCUGCAGCUUGUGUUCUCCUCAUCCAUGCUAAAGUGAAUUGUAGAAACUGAUUAAAGCACCUUGGUAAUACCAUAUUCACAUUUUAGUACAUGUCAACAAAACUUACUUCUGUUAGUGUUUUCUUCAGCUUGGUGCCUUUGUUACAGUUAUACAUCAUUGAAGUACUUCACUCUUAUGGUAUGUAUGGUGACCAUACAUCACCAGAGUGAGCUAGUGCUCAUAACAUAUUGCAUUAAUACAUCAGCAAGCCUGGCUGAAGCUCCAGUAAUCUAUUGGUGUAAUAUACCAUCAGAGUAAGGUAUAUUUAUAGCUUUAGGCUGGUCAAUCU